AUGAUCGUGGAGACGGCCCAGCUCCUUUGCAAUGUGCACCACCGAGCCCGUGAGAAAAACGCUCCCUGCGACCCUCCCUACACGAAGCGCGAUCGCAUCCCCUACAAGGAGUCUGCGGCCGGCCAUCGAAAGCUGGGUUCCAUGAUUUGGGUGGCCGAAUCUCUGGGAAACUACCGCUGGGCCGUGAAGCUGGGUUUGGCUCUCUGCCGGGAGUACAACCGCGGACGAGGGCGAGCCCGCGGAAAGCUCACGAAGCAUCGGACGCAGGCCGUCCUGGAGUGGCUCCGAGAUCACGAGCCGCGCUUCCGGAAGAAGAAGCGCACGCAGGUUAGAAAAGUUCAUCUGGCCAUGCCGGACAAGUUUAAGAAUGCGAGGAGUCCCGUAGAAGCCUACCGGGACUACUACUUCUCCAAGCGCCGUACCAUGAAGAUGGAGUGGCCGGAAGGGGCGGUGCCCUCCUGGUGGAAGUCACGCGCCGAAAGAGGUGACUUGAGUGGAGCAGAGGAUAUCCAGGGAGCGCAAGAGUGA
This is a messenger RNA of Symbiodinium sp. CCMP2592, 528 nucleotides long. Lineage: Eukaryota; Dinophyceae; Suessiales; Symbiodiniaceae. The record is from the annotation of a GenBank genome assembly.